Brassica rapa (field mustard) is the source of this 1880-nucleotide messenger RNA. RefSeq names its product probable carboxylesterase 17. Gene Ontology annotation, molecular function: hydrolase activity. The record is from RefSeq and is a predicted model, not a curated record. Lineage: Eukaryota; Viridiplantae; Streptophyta; Magnoliopsida; Brassicales; Brassicaceae.
CUGGCACACUUUGAUUGGUCAGCUGAAAGUGUACGUGUUCUUCAUCUCCACCUUGUCUCUUCCACAUUAUCUGCUUCACUCUCUCUCUCUUUCUAGAGCAACAAUGGCUACGACUGCUUCUUUCUUUACAAUAGCGUCGUCAUUCUCCGAGCCCAGGAUUCAGAUCCGUUCCUCGAAGCGCACAAGCCUUUCACUCCAAUACUCAAUUCCGUAUAAAGCCAAUUCUCGGAGCAGGAGGAGACUCGUGGUAAGCUCCGUUUCAGCGCCCAAAGUUGAGCUCCGUACUGGACCGGAUUAUCUCAUUUCAUCCCUCCUCUCUAAGGAAGAAGAAGGAAGAGCCAUAAUAUAAUAUGGACGGCUUUGGAGUGGCCGGUGAAGAUUCACCCACGUGAACUACAUCAAGGAUCUAUUAUUUUCAUCUCCAUAAUUUACUAUAUAGAUGCAAUACUUUUUUUGUGACAAAAAAAAAGAUGCAAUACUUAAAAAAAAACCAUCAUUUUUACAAAAUUACAGCAUUUAUAUAAACUAUCCUCUAUAUAAAGAGCUUGAAUGAAUCUCAUCUCAUUGCAUCUCACGCAACUAAAACCCUACCAGCAAUACUACACUUCCAAAGUAAAAAAAGAACUAAUGGCAGCUCUCUCCUUCACUCACAACCACCAAUCAUCCGACAACCGCCGUGGUGGAUCUCACAACCACCGUCACGGUCCCAUCGUUGAAGAAAUCGAAGGACUCAUCAAAGUUUUCAACGACGGUUGCGUCGAGAGACCUCCCAUAGUCCCCACCGUCUCAGCCACCGUUCAUCCAUCUGCCAAGGUUACAGCCUUUGACAUCAAACUAUCCAACGACACGUGGGCACGUGUCUACAUCCCCGACGCCGCAGCCUUCUCGCCCUCCGUUACUCUCCCUCUCCUUGUUUACUUCCACGGAGGCGGCUUCUGCGUUGGCUCCGCCGCUUGGAGCUGCUACCACGACUUCUUGACCGACCUCGCCGUUAAAGCCCGUUGCGUCAUCGUUUCGGUAAACUACCGUUUGGCCCCUGAACACCGUCUCCCGGCGGCGUACGACGACGGAAUUAACGUUGUCUCGUGGUUGAUGAAGCAAGGAUCUAACGGAGGAUAUUCUUGGGUGAAUAAGUGUGAUCUCUCGAACGUUUUCUUGGCCGGAGAUAGCGCCGGAGCCAACGUAGCUUAUCAAGUCGCCCUCAAAAUCACAAACACUUCAAACCUCAAAGGCGUUAUACUAAUCCACCCUUUCUUCGGCGGCGAAGCAAGAACGUUCUCGGAGAAACAACAACACUCCAAGUCAUCAGCGUUGACUCUCUCAGCUUCGGACACGUACUGGCGUCUCGCUCUGCCGCGAGGCGUCAGUAGAGACCAUCCUUGGUGCAACCCUCCGAUAAGUUCAUCGGCGAGGUUACCGACGACGAUGGUGUUUAUGGCUGAGUUUGAUAUACUAAAAGAUAGGAACAUGGAGAUGUGUAAAAUGAUGAGAAGCCAUGGAAAGAGAGUUGAAGGUAUCAUUCAUGGAGGAGUUGGUCACGCUUUUCAUAUUCUCGACAAAUCUUCGGUGUCACGUGAUCGAAUCCACGACAUGAUGUGUCGUCUCCGCAACUUCAUUCAUCCAUAAUCUUUCGCUAAAGCAUUUAGGAACCUUUAAGUAAAUCAAUCAAGACAUUAAAGUAAUUAAGAGUUGCUUUUCUAGUGUUUUCAAUGGAUGUGAUUAGUAUAAACUAUAAACUAGUCUGAUUCCUCCUGUUGUAUUAUGUUGUUUUGAUAUAUAGUUAUAUAAGCUUUUGGUUUAUGUUGUAAUGGCUUGUAUUUCACUAUCAUGUACCCAGUGCUCCUUCUUUGCUGUUAAUGAUAUUGAGAGCUUAAGAUAUA